Molecule: messenger RNA, 3356 nt
Organism: Schistocerca gregaria
Lineage: Eukaryota; Metazoa; Arthropoda; Insecta; Orthoptera; Acrididae
Product: LIM homeobox transcription factor 1-alpha-like
Exons: 7
Coding region: 1-1110 (369 amino acids)
Biological process (GO): neuron differentiation; regulation of transcription by RNA polymerase II
Cellular component (GO): nucleus
Molecular function (GO): DNA-binding transcription factor activity, RNA polymerase II-specific; RNA polymerase II transcription regulatory region sequence-specific DNA binding
Source: RefSeq, a predicted model, not a curated record
AUGUCAUUCUGGACUUUUCAGCUUCCUCGUACGCCUCUCACGAGGUGGACGCCGGCUGACACGCAGCGCGCUUGCUUGUCCGCCAGGCUCUACGUGAAGAAGUGCCUGGGCUGCUCGGAGCGCAUCGCGCCCGAGGAGCUGGUGAUGCGCGCCCUGGACAGCGUCUUCCACGUGCGCUGCUUCGUGUGCGUGGUGUGCGGCGCGCGCCUGCAGAAGGGCGACCAGUUCGUCAUCAAGCAGGGCCAGCUCUUCUGCCGGCCCGACUACGAGAAGGAGGUCGAGAUGCUGCAGGGGUACGCCCAGGGAGAGUUCCCGUGCGACGAGCUGGCGCCGCCGCGCGCGCAGGACGGCCGCCGCGGGCCCAAGAGGCCGCGCACCAUCCUCACCACGCAGCAGCGGAGGGCCUUCAAGGCGAGCUUCGAGGUCAGCCCGAAGCCGUGCCGCAAGGUGCGCGAGGCGCUCGCCAAGGAGACGGGGCUCAGCGUGCGCAUCGUGCAGGUGUGGUUCCAAAACCAAAGGGCGAAGAUGAAGAAGAUCCAGAAGAAAGCGCGCCAGGAGGGGAAGCCCGGCUCCGGGAAGGAGGACGACCUGCUGGACGACAAGAGCAAGGCGCGCAUCAAGGAGGAAGGGCACAGUCCGUCGGGGGCUGGCUCGUUCCUGAAUGCUGACAGCUGCGGCAGCGACACGGAGGCGGGCGGCCCGCACGACCACCACUUCCUGCCCAUCAAGCAGGAGGUGCUCGACGACGACUUCUACAAGCACCACCCACACCACCACCAACCGCCGCCGACGCACGGCUUCCCGCAGGGAGUGACGGGCGCUGGUGGCCACGAGAAACUGGACCUGUCCGGCCCCGGGGGCGGCGACGGCGGAGGCGGAGUGGCCAGUAGUAACGGGGCCGGGGGCGGCGGGGGCGGCGGGGGCGGCAGCUACCUGUCGCUGGGCUUCGCGGGCUACGGGGCACCGCACCCGCAGAGCCACCAGCCGCACCUCCACCCCCAGGGGCAGCCGCUCUUCCUGCCGCCGCAGGGCCUCAACCCCAUCGACAGGCUCUACUCGAUGCACACGUCCUACUUCUGCGGAGAGGAGGCCGCCAUGGCCGAGCAGUAGCCGCCGCCAGCCGCUCAGCGGAGCCGAGCCCUCCCCGGGGCUGACGUGUCGAGGCCUGCAAAUCGCGGGACAAGCUGUUCAGUGGUAGUCUGAAGGACAGUCGAGCGAGACACACACAACAGCACGUAGCACGGUGUCAAACACGAGCCUAACAAAUAAGUGACCGUGCUGUUCGGCAAAGUCCUUGAACUGUUCGCCGGUAUUGACGAUUGUUGACCAACUACAGUUGUUACACACGUUUCUACUACACACUCUUGAAACUACAGUGGUGCUGAACCGUUCAUCUCCGACACCCAUCUACAGCGAGAUUGUUCCAUUACUUUCUUGGUAGGCAGGCUCUAAUUUCGCUACCUCAUGCAGAUAAUCUAAGCAAGUAGAUGGAGUUCACAGAGUAACAGUCAUGCGUCACUCUUCAUACUUCUUCAUUCUCAGCUUCGUAGAACGGUUUGAGAAGCUGUUCGACUGUCAUCUUCCGAACCUACGUUCAGCAACCAACAAGUAACAUACAAGUUUACAGUCGUAUCAGCUCUUGCUCGACGGUUACUCUUUGUUAAAACAUACAGCAUAAACAGGCAUUUCAGAGCUUGCUAACAGUUACAGUUCUUUUUUAUCCAGCUUCAGUUAUAUGACUUCUGCAGCAUAUUUUAAGGAGUGGCCUCACAGUUAACAACAUUGUUCUUUUUAAUUUUAAGGACCACAUUGGCACGUAAAUUGUUUGUCAGAAUUUCUAUAAUUCGUAUUGUGUAGUACCUCCCUACCUUCUUCUUCUUUACUACAGCACGUAACUCGUAUAUCUCUCACAUGGAGAACGAUAAAAAUUUGUCAUAGACCGUACACAAUUCUGAGUCGGCUCGCGUCAUACUUUAUCAACAGAGGGUCACUAAAUUUUCCAUCGCAGAAAAGGCCCUUGAACCUGUUUCAUUGGUGUGCAUCCCCGCUAGGAGCUAUACCCAACUACAGCCAAGAUACAAGACACAUUCAGUAAAAAUAUGGUUUUCUAUCGAACCUUGGGUGACGUUUCUGUUUAUGGCUUCUUAGUUCACUCGUAGCUUUAAAAUAUACUUACGAAUGUCGAUCUUUUACUUCUGUAUGCAAUGUUUUUUUUCUUCUAGAUAAUGUACCACUAUAGGUAAUUCUAUAAUCUCCAUGACAAACAGUUGCGGUUUUUUUUUCGUUUAGACAGUCACAUUUCAUUCGACAAUAAUUUCAACAUAUGGUUUGUGGCACGUCUGUUGCGUACAAUAAUUUCGUGAAUGUUCUGAAGUGAAUAUUAACACUUAGGACACAGAUCAACCCAUAUUUGAGAACAUUCCAGUUAUCUGUCUCAUGCCAACCACACUAUGGUUGUAUUCAUACAACCUGUUUGACAGAAAUUGUCGACGUGUAGUCCAAAACGACCUCAUUCGCAGAAUUGAUUUCGGUAGACGACGUCCAUUAACAUGAACAUUGCACCUGUCUUCCCGGGGUUACUUGCAGUAAAAGGUCUGAAUUGUACAGAAUAUUUCUGUUCCAUCAGUUCUGCAUUGUUUGAUAAUGAUAAACAUAUCACGGGAAAAUACGCUUGUGUAGUUGCUUGAUUGAUAGGGUUUUUCUCAUCAUUACGACGUUCGAGGCCACUGCUGCGUUCAAACGCCAUUCCUCCAAGUAAAUUUAUUCUAAUUUGUUACGCUACUUCCAUUCAGAUCCAGUUCAUAGCACCUAUCGUCAGUACUCAGAAUCAUUCAAACUACUGUCAACAUCACCUGUAACAACAAAAUUUCUCUAUUGGAUACUUCUCAGACUUUAGGUCUAUUGACUUCCAGCUCAUUGCUUCUCUCAUUGUUGUGAACAAAUCAUGUAAACAGCCACCCUGGCCCAAUUUCGACAUAUCUGCGUGUGACAUUUUUGGGUGCUGUCAUUCAUAACACUGAUACUCGACAAUCAGUGGGUGACUGAUCGCUGAUCCACUUGUAUCGUCUUUGGAGUUUGGUAUAUAGCUCAGACUUUGUAUCUGCUAUAUAAUCUAAUUACGUGGUACUAAAGAACACAAUGCCUUUUUCGAAACAGUGACAACUGUGACGUUAUCACAAAAUGCUGGUGCAUGUGCUGAAGAACGACUUCAGAAGACACAAGCAACGUUUAUGAAUAAAAAUUUACAGUUUAAUUCUGCUAGUAAGCUGUAAGCGCCUCGUUUGAGGAUUUUGUCAGUUUAAACUACGUUAUGCUCUGUACUGUAAGCCAAACAUGCAAUAAGAUGGAGUAAUGAG